Verticillium nonalfalfae is the source of this 603-nucleotide messenger RNA. RefSeq lists its product as uncharacterized. Gene Ontology annotation, molecular function: 6,7-dimethyl-8-ribityllumazine synthase activity. Bases 1 to 603 code for a protein of 200 amino acids. The transcript is spliced from 2 exons. The record is from RefSeq and is a predicted model, not a curated record. Gene Ontology annotation, biological process: riboflavin biosynthetic process. Gene Ontology annotation, cellular component: mitochondrial intermembrane space; intracellular anatomical structure; riboflavin synthase complex. Lineage: Eukaryota; Fungi; Ascomycota; Sordariomycetes; Glomerellales; Plectosphaerellaceae.
AUGUCGAUCAAGGGCCCGACUCCCCAGGAGCACGAGGGCAGCGCGCUGCGCAUCGGCAUCGUCCACGCCCGCUGGAACGCCUCGAUCAUUGAGCCCCUCGUGAAGGGCGCCAAGGACAAGCUCCUCGGCUGCGGCGUCAAGGAGUCCAAUAUUGUCAUCCAGUCUGUGCCCGGGUCCUGGGAGCUCCCCAUCGCCGUGCAAAGACUCUUCGCCGCCUCCCAAGUCCAGUCCUCGACCUCGGGCGCCGGCUCGGCCGGCGACCUUCUCGCCUCCUCGACCACGGACCUGACGUCCCUCUCGGCCUCGACCGACGGCGCCUCGGGCGGGCCCUUUGACGCCAUCAUCGCCAUUGGCGUGCUCAUCAAGGGCGAGACGAUGCACUUUGAGUACAUUGCCGACGCCGCCGUCCACGGCCUCAUGCGCGUACAGCUCGACACGGGCGUCCCCGUCAUCCUCGGCAUCCUCACCGUUCUCAACGACGAGCAGGCUAAGGCCCGCGCCGGCCUGACGCCGGGCGGCCACAACCACGGCGACGACUGGGGCCUCGCGGCCGUCGAGCUGGGCGUCAAGCGCAAGGCGUGGGCCUCGGGCAAGAUUGAGUAG